Paramuricea clavata is the source of this 770-nucleotide messenger RNA. Lineage: Eukaryota; Metazoa; Cnidaria; Anthozoa; Malacalcyonacea; Plexauridae. The record is from the annotation of a GenBank genome assembly.
AUGGCUGAGGCCGACCAUGAAAAAGAUAAUGAGUCUGACAUGCAGAAAGACCAUGUUGAUGAUGAAAAUCAUGACAUUAUUGAAGGUAUUAUUAAAAUAUGUAAUAAUAUUUUCAUAUUAUGACUAUUUUUUUACUAGAACAUUGCAAUUACACAUUUUAAAUUCUGUAAUGUAAAAUAUCCUGUGAAAUGACACCAUAAUCCUGUCCUUAAAAAGUUUUUUAUAUACUCCUGAAGGUCUUGUCCAGUAAGUAUGGUGAAGGUGAACAUUCUGUCAGAAAAUGUCAGACAUGUGCUUUUGAAAAAAUCAUUUACUCUGAUGGAGUCCAUACCACAGAAGGUGGCUCUUUGAUGGUCUAUUGUGAAGAAGAAACAUUUUCCUGUCCAAACUGUGACAUUUUAAGUGACGUUGACAAUACUAGUAGUAAGGAAUAAUUUCUGUCAUUUAAUUACCAUCAUAGCAUUAAGUCCAUUGCAUUUUGUGACAUUACCUUUGACAGGGGUUACAAAAUAACAAAAUUUGUGCUCUUGCUAAGAAAUAUUUAUUUACAAAAUUGAUUUAAAGCAUAAUUGUUAUCUUUGGCCACUUGCAACUUUUUUUUAGUUGAGAGAGAAGUGAACCAACAGUCUGAAACUAGCCAACAGCCUGAAGCCAAGCAACAGUCUGAAACUAAGAAACUGCCUGAAGCUGAACAAAAGGCUGAAUCUGACCAAAAAGGUGAUGCUAAGCAAAAAGCUGAUGGCAAGCAGGUUGCCCACAGCCUGACAUAG